Ectocarpus sp. CCAP 1310/34 is the source of this 787-nucleotide messenger RNA. Lineage: Eukaryota; Phaeophyceae; Ectocarpales; Ectocarpaceae. The record is from the annotation of a GenBank genome assembly.
AUGGACAUCGUCAUCAGGCCAGGAGCCCUCACGAACGCAUCUUCUCCGGGGUACCGCAACAAAGGAAUACUCCUCGAUGUCAUACACGCAGACCCACAAGCACAGGUACACUUGCGGAACGGCAGCGCGACCAGCGAUGGAACCGCAGCCCAAGCAUCCGAGGCGCGAAAGCGUCAGCACUACGCUCGUCCGGGAGAGGAGGGUUACGAGUUCAUCGAUGAACUUGCGACACAUGCCGUGGGAGGAAGGGACGGAGGAACGAUCGCUCUGAAAGGAGUCUUCAAGGAACGACUUCUUCAGAUCGUUUCGGUGGCUACACAGGUGGCCAUAUCUCGGCGAGUGCAGAGGUACAAGCUCGCAUUGCGCGGGCGUCAAGACGCCGAAAACAGGCGAACAAGAUCGACCUCGAACCAGUCAACGCCAAUGAUAUGGGGAUGGAGUGUAGACGCAUCGAAGAACGCGUUUUCGUUUAAAGUUGGCGUCUUGUUUGAGAUUCGAUGUGACAGAUUUGCGUAGAAUAGGGUAAGAUGUUAUCAUGAACGGAGAAGAAAGGGCUUUUCCAACACGGAGCCAUGGAUCAAAGCAUUUGUUGGAUUUCAGCUUUUUCAAGAGGACAUCAACGCAGUAGUAUUUUAGCAAGCUUACGAACGCAUAGACUAUAGGAUCCCAUGAGGAUUGUCAUUGGUUUUAUUUCAAGUUGAAUAGGAGAUAUUUUUACGAUGUAAGUGACAGUAGAAACAAGUCCUACAUAUGUUGUACUUCGUAUUGGUUUAAUAUUCAUGUAGAG